AUGGAUAUUUUUAGAUUUACCCCCAAUCUUUAUCAAAGUGAUGUAGUUUCUCCGAUAACUUAUCGACUAAUCGGAAUUGCCGGUUUUGACAUGAUAUUAGGAUUCUUGGGAAUAUGGUACAGUGCCAGGGCAGCGGUUGCAAUGUUUUCUCAUCUUACAAUCUUUCGUGCUUUCGUGGGUAAAUCGAACAUGGAUUCAGCUUUGAAAAAUACACAAAGUUCUAGACCUUCUAUGAGCCCUGUAGAUCUUAAUAUACGUACGCCAAUUCCAAUAGAAGAAAGGCGAGAUUCUAAUCACCACGAUAUUGAAAGUGAUUAUUCAUUCAACGCAACUACAACAUCACCUCAGGCCACAGAUCACCCAAAAAGUCACCGAAAUUCAGAAAUUAAUCGUGCAUCCUCCGUUACGAGAAAGGAUGGUUUGCCUAGAAGUAUCAAUGCGCCUGAAGUCCCAGAAACGUCAAAUGUACAAAAUCUUCAUCGUCAGCUUACUAAUAAUAGCAUACGAACAACCAAUGCAGCAAUCGAGACAAAUCGAAAAAGAUAUGCUAUUACUCGAACCGCGGCUAUACGAAUGAUUUUAUUCUCUAUAGUAUUCAUGGUGAUUAAUUCUAUCACCUCAUUACAAACGAUUAUACUCGUCAUAAGUGGUAAAGACUAUGAUAUAGAUCGGAUAAAUGCGGUCGAUUGGGUAGCAUCAGUUCUGGGAAUUUUAGUGUUUUUGGUGUUCGAUGCGUCUCAUGGUAUCCCAGCAGCAAGAUCACGGAAGUCGAAACUAGAAAAAUUCUUGAGGUGGUCUCGACACAAAUCGAGCGCGUCAAGCUCAAGUGGGAUGUCGAUUCAGAGUGAGGUUGUUGCUGAAUUUAACGUUUGGGAAGAUAGCGAUAGUAGCCAAAAAUAG
Molecule: messenger RNA, 900 nt
Organism: Ambispora gerdemannii
Lineage: Eukaryota; Fungi; Glomeromycota; Glomeromycetes; Archaeosporales; Ambisporaceae
Source: the annotation of a GenBank genome assembly